Myxocyprinus asiaticus (Chinese sucker) is the source of this 3593-nucleotide messenger RNA. It is a transcript of the gene nop58, whose product is annotated as NOP58 ribonucleoprotein homolog (yeast). The coding region runs from base 100 to 1779 and encodes 559 amino acids. NCBI's taxonomy places the organism in Eukaryota, Metazoa, Chordata, Actinopteri, Cypriniformes, Catostomidae. Gene Ontology annotation, cellular component: small-subunit processome; box C/D methylation guide snoRNP complex. The transcript has 15 exons. Gene Ontology annotation, molecular function: snoRNA binding. The record is from RefSeq and is a predicted model, not a curated record.
UCAUGUGCACCUCGUGGAGAGAAACUCUUGGUAGCGGAAAGCUCUCAAUGUGGGGAGCUCCGGCUUAAACUUUAUUUAGAGUAUAAAAACAAUUUAAACAUGUUAGUGUUAUUUGAAACCGCGGCCGGCUAUGCCAUUUUCAAGGUCCUGGAUGAGCAGAAACUCCAGCAGGUGGACAGUUUGUGGAAGGAGUUUGAGACACCAGAAAAAGCCAACAAAAUUGUCAAACUGAAGCACUUUGAGAAGUUCCAGGACACGACAGAAGCUCUUGCAGCGGCCACAGCGAUGGUGGAGGGGAAAAUAGGUAAAAGUCUGAAGAAAGUUCUCAAGAAGGUUGUGGCAAAAGAGGCUCACGAGCAGCUGGCCAUCACUGAUGCUAAACUAGGAGGAGUCAUUAAGGACAAGCUUAACCUGAGCUGUGUGCACAGCCCUGCUGUGGCUGAGCUCAUGAGAGGCAUCAGGAAUCAAAUGGAGGGGCUCAUCACAGGUCUGCCUGCCAAAGAGAUCAGUGCCAUGUCUCUCGGUUUGGCACACAGUCUUUCACGCUACAAGCUGAAGUUCAGCCCAGACAAAGUGGACACAAUGAUUGUUCAAGCUAUCUCUCUCCUGGAUGACCUGGAUAAGGAGCUUAAUAACUACAUCAUGCGCUGCAGGGAAUGGUAUGGCUGGCACUUCCCAGAGCUUGGCAAGAUCAUCACAGAUAACCUGGCAUACUGCAAGGCAGUCCGCAAGAUCGGUGAUCGCACAAAUGUGGGCUCGACGGACUUGUCUGAGAUUCUUCCAGAGGAGAUUGAGGCAGAGGUGAAACUGGCUGCAGAGAUCUCUAUGGGAACAGAGGUGUCUGAGGAGGACAUCGCCAACAUCAUGCACCUGUGCGACCAGGUGAUAGAAAUUUCAGAGUAUCGCACCCAGCUGUACGAUUACCUGAAGAAUCGUAUGAUGGCUAUCGCACCCAACCUGACAGUCAUGGUGGGAGAAUUGGUAGGAGCCCGUCUCAUAUCCCAUGCAGGAUCCCUGUUGAACUUGGCAAAACACCCUGCGUCCACUGUACAGAUUCUCGGGGCGGAGAAAGCACUUUUCCGCGCACUGAAAACCCGACGUGAUACGCCCAAAUACGGUCUCAUCUACCACGCUUCUCUAGUGGGGCAGACCACAGCCAAGAACAAGGGCAAGAUCUCCAGAAUGCUGGCUGCCAAAACAGCCCUGGCCAUCCGUUACGACGCCCUUGGGGAAGAUACCAAUACAGAGAUGGGUAUAGAAAACCGUGCCAAGCUGGAGGUCCGAUUACGCUACCUAGAGGAGAAAGGGAUCAGACGUAUCAGUGGGUCAGGCAAAGCUCUGGCAAAAGCUGAUAAAUAUCAACACAAGAGUGAUGUAAAAAUAUACGACCCAUCUGGUGACUCAACACUCCCCACUGUCUCGAAAAAGAGGAAGAUAGAAGAGGUAGAGGAGGGUGACGAGGAAGACAAGCCCGUGGAGGUCAAAGCCAAGAAAGCAAAGAAGGAAGCCCCCGCAGAAGGUGAGGCAGAAACAGAGACACCAAAGAAGAAGAAGAAGAAGGAGAAGAAGAAAGUGGAGGAGGAACCCAAGCCAGAGGAGGAGACAGCUGUCAGCCCAGCAGAGGUGAUGACAGAAAAGAAAAAGAAGAAAAAAGAAAAGAAAAGAGCAGCCGAGGAAGAGCUAAAGCAAGAGACAGAAGAGGCUACAGUCAGCCUAGCAGAAGAGACGACAGAAAAGAAGAAGAAAAAGAAGAAAAAGGUUAAAGAGGACGACGAAUAGAAUCAAUGGGACUUUAUUCUAUGAACUUGUAUAUAAAUGACAUUUUAUAGUGUAAUUGGAACAUUACAGUUAUGGUCACAUCCUCCUUUUGUGUGCCUGGCCCAGUUCGUUGAUCCUUUUUUUUUUUUAUGUGAUUUAUUUUUAAUUUUUGGACACAUUUUCUUUGCCUGUAGAUUGAUUGCAAGAGAAACAUAUUUUCAUGCUCCUCCAGUUUGUAUUGAGUUGUAAGAGAUCAUGCCAUUCAGUUUGUCUUUUUAUAAGCAAAUGUUUUUAGUUUGGUCAAAUUGGUUCCCAGUAUAAAAAUAAAUCUUUUUAGGGAGCGAGUUUUUUGGUGUUAGACUGGGUCAUUUGUGUCCAAGGAUUAUUAAAUACUGUAUGUUUCUAUAUCUUGCGUGUGGUCUCCUUGACUGAUUAUUGUGGUGGUGACUGUUUACAUGCUUAAGAACAUAAUGAUAUUAUUCAGAGCAUCAUGUAAAUGGAUUAACCUGAUUGUCAUAAUCAGAUUAAAAGAUAGACAGAGACUUCACCUUUGAGGUAACAUCUCAGUAAAUAUUCUGAUUAAGACAGCUUGCACUGUAUUAGGAGACAAUAUGGUGUCAUGCACCAAUUAAAGGGCUUUUUAAAAUACACCAUCCUUACUAAAGGCCUUUGCACAGCAAACGCGAAUGUUCGGCAUGAAUUCUUACUGUGAUCGACAUUUUGAAUCAAAACAAUAGAUUCCUAAUGAGCCAUUCUCACCUUGAGCGAACAUUCGCGCUGAAUUGCACUGCGCUUUUUUGUUUGUUUGUUUAUUUUCAUCAUCUGAUGAAGAAAUGCCCAGACUUAUAUAAGCUUUAGAUCAGGUGUCAGAUGCCGUUGCAGAACCAGAGCAACCGGUGGCACUACACCACAGAAAGCUGUUUUGACCACUGACAUUAAACGCUGAAGGAACUCGAAGAAAUCCUGCAAUCCAGCAGUGAAGAUGUUUAUUCCAUUUGCAUCAAAUGCCUUAAAAACUGAAUUUUUUUUUACUCGUAUGGGUUAUUUUAACAUGUAAAUGAUAUUGCUGCAUCACUGCCUUGCGAACCCUUUAAAAAUUAUCUGAUCUUAUGUGGAUUCUCUUCAUAAUUUAUUCCAUAUUGCUGCAUUGUUUUGCUUUUGCAUUUAAUCUUACGUGAGUUCACUUAUCUUUAAUAUAAAAUAUAUCAUCUUUGCCUCUGUAUCACUUUUAAAAUAACUUGACUGAUCUUGUUUUCUUCGCCUAAUAUUAAUACUAUUGCUGUGACUCACGGUGCGCUCUGUGUGCCUUUUGAAUAUAAAAAUAAAUAAAAAUGGUCAAUACUGUGCUAUAAUAUUCAUUAACAUCCCCAACUGUCGGUAGCAGAUUCAGACUGAAGAUGGGUUUUGUUGGGUGAGAUCGCCAGCUUGCUCACUGGGGGUCUAAAUACAAAUAUUUGUUGAUUUUAAGGCACAAUUUACAAUAAUGUUUAUCAAACCGCACAACAUUGAUGCAGACAUUACAGCUUUCGGUUACACUUUAUUUUACAGUGUCCUUGUUACAGUGUAAUUACUCAAGUAAUUAAUGAUUAUUACCAAUUAACAACAUGUACUUACUAUAGGGUAAAGGUUUGGCUUAGGGUUAGUUGCUUGUAAUUAUGCAGAAUUGACUGUUAUUACUAUAGUCAAUACAUGUGUGUAACAAGGACACUGUAAAAUAAAGUGUUACCCAGCUUUUUUUUUUUCUGUUAAAGCAUCAUUUUCUGUAAAGCUGUUUUGAAGUUAUAUGUUGUGAAUAGUACUAUACAAAUAAAAAAUGACUUGAUUUAUUGCUUGCA